Messenger RNA from Didymodactylos carnosus, 1230 nucleotides. The record is from the annotation of a GenBank genome assembly. NCBI's taxonomy places the organism in Eukaryota, Metazoa, Rotifera, Eurotatoria, Philodinida, Philodinidae.
AUGUAUAAUCCAACGAAAUCCGCCUCAACUCUAUCAUUGGCAUCAAAUGAAUCUUGUUUUAGCAACGAUUAUUCAUUAGAUAGUGUUUGUUGUACAAAACGAACGUUACAUACAUUUUCACAUAUGUGGAUUAUUGAAAAUUUCAGUACCUAUCUUGAAGAUCCUGAACCAAUAAUUUGUUUAUCGUCGUCUCUAUUUAGUCCCGUUAGUGGCCUGUCGGUUGCUACACAAUGGCGUUUAGUUUGUUAUCCAAAAGGAAACUAUGGUGCAUCAUCAAAUUAUAUGUCAAUAUUUUUGGAAUAUGUCAAAGGUGAAAAAGAUGUUAAAGCAAAAGCUGAAUAUGCACUGGUUAAUCGUAAAUGUGAACUAACUGAAAUACGUAAAGAUGCACAAUUUAGUGUCUAUAAAAGUGGUAAUACACGCGGGUUUAUUAAUUAUAUCAAAUAUGAUACAUUGACACUAUUGGAAAAUGAUACAUUAAAUGAUGAUAAACUAAAAAUCUAUGUUCGUAUCAUAAUCAUGGAUGAUCACAUUACGGAAGAAACAAAAUAUCAAGAAUUUGAUGAAUGUAAUGGCAUCAAUUUUACAACAAAAGGUCUGGAAGGAUUGGUGAGGGAUUUUUCACAAUUGUUAUCGAAUACGUCAGAUUUGAGUGAUGUUAAAAUAACUGUAAAACAAUCAUUACAUCAGCCAUCAUUGAAUGACAGUUUGUCAUCAGACAAUAUGAAUAUUGAACAAACAGCUGAUUAUUCAAAUCGGUUUAAUACACGUAUUGUACAAUAUAAUGCACAUAAAUUAAUUUUGGCUUGUCGUUCACCCGUUUUAGCUGCCAUGUUCACUGGAAAAACAUUAGAAAAUAAUACAAAUACAAUUGAAAUUAAUGAUCUAAAACCAGAAACAAUUAAAUCAAUGUUGGAAUAUAUUUAUACAGGAAAAGUAAACGAUAUUAAAAAUUCAACAGUUGAGUUGUAUCGUUGUGCUGAUAAAUAUCAAUUAGAAGAUCUACGUCUACAAGCUGAAAUGGCAUUGAUGAAUUCAAUUUCGAUUGAUUCAAGUGCCGAAAUUCUAUUAUUGGCUGAUCAACAUCAUUCAAAAGAACUAAAAUUGAAAGUAAUACAAUUCAUCGUUCAAAAUUUAAAAGCUGUUACAUCUACUGAAGGUUGGCAUAAGUAUGUGUCAUGUGUACCAGAUCUAGUAACGGAAGUUAUUCAAGCAACAGCUCAGGAAUAA